AUGACCACUUCUACCAUCACACCCACAGUCUCCGAGAAGCCCACCAUGAACUCAACCGACUCUUCCACCAUCGAAAACGACGGCCCUCUCUUCCCCUCCACCCUCAUCUCCCCCGAAGUCAUCGCCGAACUACCAGAAAACUACACCAUCCGCCCCCUGCGCCGCUCAGACUACAACCGCGGCUACCUCGAUGUGCUGCGCGUCCUGACAACCGUCGGUGACAUCUCGGAGGACGAUUGGAACAAGCGCUAUGCGUGGAUUACCUCGCGCAACGACGAGUACUACAUGCUUGUUGUCUGUGAUGGCGAGGACCGCGUCGUCGGUACAGGCAGCUUGAUUGUCGAGCGCAAGUUCAUUCACUCGCUUGGUAUGGUCGGGCAUAUUGAGGACAUUGCCGUUGAGAAGAACCAGCAGGGCAAGAAGCUGGGUUUGAGGAUUAUUCAGGCCUUGGAUUAUGUUGCUGCCCAUGUUGGUUGCUACAAGAGCAUCCUUGACUGCUCGGAGGUCAAUGAGGGCUUCUAUGUUAAGUGUGGCUUCAAGCGUGCUGGCCUGGAAAUGGCACACUACUACUGA
This is a messenger RNA of Penicillium soppii, 573 nucleotides long. RefSeq names its product glucosamine 6-phosphate N-acetyltransferase (gene gup1). Gene Ontology annotation, cellular component: endoplasmic reticulum; Golgi apparatus; endoplasmic reticulum-Golgi intermediate compartment. The coding region runs from base 1 to 573 and encodes 190 amino acids. The record is from RefSeq and is a predicted model, not a curated record. NCBI's taxonomy places the organism in Eukaryota, Fungi, Ascomycota, Eurotiomycetes, Eurotiales, Aspergillaceae. Gene Ontology annotation, biological process: UDP-N-acetylglucosamine biosynthetic process. The transcript has 2 exons. Gene Ontology annotation, molecular function: monosaccharide binding; glucosamine 6-phosphate N-acetyltransferase activity.